AUGGGUCCAAAGUCCAAAGUUUUCGUACCACUUUAUGUGUACCCUGCCCCGGGGGCAUGGUCUCCGCUUGAAGAUGUGAUCUCUACCCACCCAGACGUCAAUUUUACUGUCGUAAUCAAUCCAGGAAACGGGCCAGGGCCUAACUCGCUGCCGGAUGCGAAUUACACUCGUGAAAUUCCAAAGCUCGCUUCCCACGCGAAUGUUCGCCUUCUGGGAUACGUCCACACUACCUAUGCCCAGCGUAACAUUUCUCUUGUCCAAAAGGACAUUGAAACUUACGCGGCAUGGCCGACGAAUUCCUCAAACCCGGACUUAGCUGUUCGGGGUAUAUUCUUCGAUGAGACUCCCCAGGCAUACAGUGCCCAUUCCUUGGCUUACCUGCAAAAUAUGACGGACCUUGUCAGGGGUCUGAAAGGGCUUGGUUCCGACCCAUUUGUCGUCCACAACCCUGGCGCCAUCCCAGACUCUCGGUACUUACCUUCGGCCGACUCAACUGUCGUAUUCGAAGAAACUUACAACACCUUUGAAACGCGGAAUGGAGCUAACCUGUUCACGGCGAUCCCGGACAGCAAUCGCUCGCAGCUAUGUGCCGUGAUCCAUUCAGUACCCGAUACCGUGGAGGGAUCGAAGCUGCGCGAACUAGUGAAGGAGGCCCGCAAGGUGGCGGAUGAGCUUUUCAUCACUCAUCUUAAUACCAACUACUAUGCUAGCUUUGGGAACCAGUGGAGCGAGUUUGUUGAUUUGAUGGCAGCAUGA
Penicillium cosmopolitanum is the source of this 756-nucleotide messenger RNA. Its product is annotated as spherulation-specific family 4 protein. NCBI's taxonomy places the organism in Eukaryota, Fungi, Ascomycota, Eurotiomycetes, Eurotiales, Aspergillaceae. The record is from RefSeq and is a predicted model, not a curated record. The coding region runs from base 1 to 756 and encodes 251 amino acids. The transcript has 3 exons.